AGCAUAUUCGGUGUUAUAUCAUUAUUCGAUCCAGAAUCUGGGAAAAAAGGUGGCUAUUAUUUGUUAAAAAUACUCUUACUUAUUCUUCUAUUUGUUUUUCCAUUGGAUAAUGCUGAUCAAUUUUUAUCGCGUGAGCGAAAAGAUAAGAAAGAUCAAGACGCAACAGCGAAAGAACGCGAUGAUAUCUCGGCUAAAAAAACGCUGGAAAAGAAUUCUCAGGCUGCGAUCGCUCCUCCAGCAAUUGAUGCUUCGAAGAAGACUCCGGUCGUCUCGAAUGCUCCUACACUGGUGGAAAAAUCUGAAUCCAAUCUAGUUAUGGAUGCUUCUGAAAAGCAGUCUCAAAGCACAUCACUGGUAAAUGCUUCUAUAGAAGAAAUUUGGGCCUGGCAACUGUUUUUAAACGCUCUUGACCGUUCCAACAGUAAUAGCUCCUUAGAUUUGCCCAGUGGUAUUGAGUGCUACAAAGGAGCCUCCUACAAUGACUUCGCCAAUAGUGAAACCUAG
Gongylonema pulchrum is the source of this 504-nucleotide messenger RNA. NCBI's taxonomy places the organism in Eukaryota, Metazoa, Nematoda, Chromadorea, Rhabditida, Gongylonematidae. The record is from the annotation of a GenBank genome assembly.